GUUAUCAUUACCGUCAAUCAUCAUUACUUUCAUCAUGCAGUUGCGUGACGGCACCGCUCCCUCUUCAAGCCCCAACGGCGACUCCUGGCCUGUGAGCGUCGCCAGCAAUGGGUCGGAAACGCUCGCCAGCCACGUCGAAAGAGCCCUAUCACCUUCUGAUGCAAUCCAGCCUACCCCCUUUCCAACUCUCCUUGACGGGAACGCCCCAGUCCGUCUUGAUACCCGCUGGCCACUCGACAUGGUGUCGGAGGGUUCUUCGGGCGACGACAUCACCGGUGCUCUGCUUCCGGCGCAGCUCCUCUUGGCGUGGGCAUUGGUCGUGAGGGCACAUGCGGCCGCCGACAGCGUCGUCGUGUUUGGUGCCAGUGUACAGGACACAUUUCAGCCUCUGGUAGUCGAGGUGGACAUGCAAAAGCCCAUCGCGAGUCACCUUGACGCCAUCCAUUCACAGCUGGAUGAUUCUGCCACUGCCAACGUGGCGAUCUCUCGCAACGCCCACUCACCCUUUCGCUUUCCAUCCGCCUUGCUGUACAGCCAAGGCAUCUCCCUUGCCGAGCAGCAGAGCCAGUUGGCCGAGGAUGGCGGAGUCCCUCUCGUCAUUCUAUGUUCCAGCCAGGGAGGCCGCUUGACGGCCGAGUUGGCUGCUGACUCGAGCGUCGUCGACCAGAAUCUUUUGCCGUACAUCGUGGCACAGUUUGAGCGCGCUUUCAAGCAACUGCGCUCCUCUACGUCCAAGGGCAAACUUCUAUGUAUCUCGUUGACCGACCUUCGAGAUAUAGACAAGGCACGCAUGCUCGCUGGUCGCGUACCAGCACCCACAUCCAACUGCCUCCACAAACUCAUCGUCGAACGCGCCCGGAGCCAGCCCGAUGCCGAAGCCAGUGUGUCUUGGGAUACAAGCCUGACCUAUGCCGAGUUGGACCGGUACUCAGAUGUGCUGGCAUCCCGCCUUAUCUCCCUUGGCUUGGAAGUCGGCCAGAUCGUGGCCACCUGUUUCGACAAGUCCGGCUGGGUCCCGGUCGUCUACCUGGCCGUGCUUAAGGCGGGCGGUGCCUUUGCUCCGUUGAACUCGGCACUCUCUGCUGAGCAACUUGCACCGAUAGUGGGCAAGUUGAAUCCAUUCGUUAUCCUCGCGUCCCCUCGGCACCAUGAUAAGUGUGCUGGACUCUCGGCACACUUGCUGGACGUACAAACGGUCGACAAUGAUAUGGACAACGCGAGUGAUCUUUCCAAAGUUUUAGUCGCUCCAAAUCACCCGGCAUGCGUCGUGUCGACCUCGGGCAACUCGGGGAUGACCAAGCAGCUCACCUUUGACCACGAGGCCGUUUGCUCGUCCGUUGCGGCUAACCGUGACGCGCACGAUUUCUCUUCUGCCACUCGCACGCUCCAGCUCCACCCCUACGACAAUCAGCUCAGUAUUGCGGAGAUGCUGUUCACCCUCGCUGAAGGAGGUUGUGUCUGCACUCCGUCGGAAGACGAGCGACUCACAGACAUAGCAGCUGCGUGCCGGCGGAUGAAGCCUAACCUGGCUUGCCUCACUCCCUCAGUUGCGGACAUGCUGGAGCCAGACGAACUGGCGGGCAUUGAGACCAUCAUCUUGGCCGGAGAGCCGAUGACAGGCAGCAACGUCAGAAAAUGGGCGUCGAAGGUGAAUCUGGUCAAUGGGUACGGGCUGGCCGAGGCCUUCGGCUUCGUGUGCUCAACAGCCCCUAUAUCCGCUGUUGCGUCUCCUGACAACUGUGGUUGGCCUCGAGGCUGUGCCGUCUGGCUCAUGGACCCCGAUGAUCCCACACGCCUUGCUCCCAUCGGUGCCGCUGGCGAACUCCUCCUCGAGAGUCCGUCCAUCGGACAGGUUUAUAUGGCAGACGACGAGGCCUCGGAUACCACAUUUAUCUGUCGUCCGGCGUGCCUGCCAUCCCCCCCAUUCUCACAAAGUCUCACCACUCAGAAGCGUUGCCUCUUGACUGGCGAUCUCGUCCGGUUUGACCUUGGCGACGGUACUUUGAAAUUUGUCCGCCGCAAGGAUUUUCAGGGCCAAUUGUUGCAGUCGUCGACUGCGGUCGAGGAGCUCAUCAGACAGAGCUCCAGCACUGUUAGGCAGGUGACUGUGGCCGCUCCAGGCCGAGGCGUCUGUGCCGGCCGUCUGGUGGCUCUGAUCAGCGUUGAAGGCGAGAGCAGGACAGGAAAACUGGACCUCCUCAGUUCUGCCAAACAGCAGCCAUUGUGCGGCACUCUGGUUGCAAUUCGCGAUCAUGUCUCUCUGCAACUCCCUCCGCAUCUCGUCCCAUCCGUGUGGUUCGCCGUCACGGAGAUGCCACUGACGCCUCGGGGAAGGCUUGAUAGACCCGCCGUCCUCAUCUGGUUGGAGGCCAUGGACCGUGAUGGCUUUCAGAAGGGUCUUGGUGACGGCCUGGUCUCCGCCUUUGAUAUAGGCAACUCCCUAUCCACCUCGACGCCUCCCACGGAGCACGGGUCCAUCCUGUCUGCCGGCAUUGCUCAGAGUUUCACUCAGACUAGCUUACCUGCCAGCAUUACUAGCGCUAGUCCUGAGGUCGGCGGUGAUCGAUUCUCCCUCCUGAGACUGGCACCGGAGAAGCUCUCUGAGCUAGAGGCUCUCUUGGAUACCCUAUUUCCAAAUACUAGCACCGUGGAGGACUGCUUCCCAUGCUCUUCAACUCAAGAGGGCAUCCUCGUCAGCCAGGUGAAAGCCCCCGGGACCUACAACAUUCUAGUGGUCUGGGACUUGAUGACCCCGGCUGAUGCUUCUGUCUCGGGAGCUGUCACCGUAAAGAGCCUCCAAGACGCGUGGACACACGUUGUGGAGCGCCAUGCGGCCUUGCGGACGACUUUCGUUGAGAGUCUGCGUGAUGGCGGGCUCUUUGACCAGGUUGUCUUGAGCACACCCGCCGUCGAUGUGGUGGAAGUCCCAUGGCUGGAGGAGGCUGGAAGCGAAGAUAACCUGCUUCAACUCACAGCCGGCAGCUGGAAGAUUGGAAAGCCGCAGCACCGUCUGGGACUAUGCAAGGCCGCCGACGGCAGGUUGCGCUGUCAGCUGCUCAUCAGCCACUCCCUCAUAGACGGCCUCUCCGUCCCUAGCCUUCGCCGGGACCUCGAACAGGCGUUGAACGGGACCCUCAGAGACGGCCCCCGGCCAGACUUUCAGUCCCGGUAUAUCAGGCAGCUCCGACGGGCCUCCAAGGAUGAGGGACGCGAGUUCUGGCGCUCUCACCUAGACGGUCUCUCCGGAUGCUUGCUACCGAAGUUGACCGACUGGGCUGAGACCCCGAGUGAAGCCAGAGUGUCGGUGAUGCGCCGUUCAUUGCCCCAGGCCCAGCAUCUUAGACGCUUCUGCCAGGAACACGGCGUCACCUUGUUCAACGUGCUCCAGGCGGCUUGGGCCCUGGUCCUGCGAGCGUAUACAUUGUCUGACGAUGUCUGCUUCGCCUUCAUGGCCACGGACAGACAUCUCCUCGGCGACGAGGCCGAGGACGCCGUCGGGUUCUUUAUCAACCUCAUUCUUUGCCGCAUUGUCUUGCAAGGCUCGACCCCGAUCGUCGACGUCUUGAAGCAGCUGCAGCACGACUUUGUGUCUGGUCUGCCUCACCAGCACGUUUCGUUGGCCGAGAUUGCCCAUGAGCAUAAUAUCCCGGCCAACCAACUCUUCAACACUGCUAUGACUUUCCACGCCGUUGACAAGAGUCAAGAGUCUCGUAGUUCGGACGGGGUCCAGCUUCGCCAGGUUGAUCUUCAGGACGUCGCCGAGUACGAUGCUGUUGUCAAGAUUCAUGAGUCGGAUGACCAUGAUAUAGCUGUCCAGCUCUGCUACCGGAGCACGGCGUUGUCCGACGCCCAGGCAGAGAAUGUCUUUGGCGCCUUUCUCGCCGCAGUCGGCUCCAUCCCUCAGGCGUCCAUGGUGGACGAGGUUGAGCUUCUAGACGAACGCAUGGCACGGCAGAUUCUCCAGUGGAACAAAACGCAGCCCCAAGAGGUCGAUGUCUGCAUCCAUAGACUCAUCGAACAGACGGCCAAGGAGGAUCCAGCUGCUCUCGCCAUCGAGGGCCACGAUGGCAGCUUCACCUACGGUAACAUUGACCGCAUGGCAAGCCAAUUAGCUGCCCAUCUCGUGGGUUUAAACGUCGGCCCCGAAGUGCCCGUCGUAUUCCGCAUCGAUAAGUCUGCCUGGGCAGUUGUCGCUAUACUCGCCAUCCUCAAAGCCGGCGGCAUGUUCGUGCCCAUCGAUCCCGCUUGGCCCAUUGAUCGGGCGCAGUUUGUUGUCGACGACGUAGGAGCCGAGAUCCUUCUCACCUCGGAGUCCACCGCCUCUUUGCCACUAGAACGCCUCGGUCAUUCCUUGGUGCUCUCCUCGCGGCUGAUCGAUGACCUCCCGGUCCCAUCCCCGGCGACCUCCUCCCUGUCCCUAGUCCACUCUCGCAACGCGGCAUAUAUCCUGUACACCUCGGGCAGUACUGGUAAACCAAAGGGCGUCGUUGUAGAGCACCGGGCCGUAAGCAGCAGCUCGAGGGCGCAUGCCCAGGCCAUGGGUAUCGACCGGCAGUCGCGGGUCCUUCAGUUCUCCUCAUACACCUUCGAUGCCUGCAUCUGUGAGAUUCUCACCACUUUGGUCCACGGCGGCUGUAUCUGCAUCCCCUCCGAGCACGACCGGCUCAGCAACCUAACCGGGGUUAUUGCCAAACUGCGCCCAACCUGGACAUUUAUGACGCCCACAACCCUGCGGACUCUCCGUCCUCAGGACUGCCCUAGUUUGAAGACGGUAUCCAUCGGUGGAGAGGCUCUGACACAGGCUGUCAAGGAUACCUGGUCCCCAUAUGUCCGAGUCCUCAACGGCUACGGACCGACUGAGACGUGCGUCUUCGCCGUCACCAUUGACAGCACCGAUCCCGUCGUUCCGCCGGCGGUAAUCGGCCAUCCCAUAGGGUCUCGGGGCUGGAUCGUCCGCCCAGGUAACCCCCAGAACCUGACGCCGGUGGGAGCAGUGGGCGAAUUGCUUAUUGAGGGACCAAUUGUUGCCCGUGAGUACUUCAAGGACCCCGUCCGGACUAACAGUGUCUUCCUAGAUCAAGUGCCGCCUUCCUGGACGGUACAGUCCCCUUGUCGGGUGUAUUGCACUGGCGAUCUAGUGCGGAACAACGCCGACGGAAGCAUCACGUACGUCGGCCGCAAUGAUGGACAGGUCAAAGUCCGCGGCCAACGGACCGAGUUGGGCGAAAUUGAGCAGCACUUGAUUGCCAUUGAGUCGGAUAUCGCGUCCUGCGUCGUCUUGUUGCCGAAGACCGGUCCCUGUGCUGCCCGUUUGGUGGCUGCCAUCUCGUUCAACACGACUUAUCCCUCUCUCGACCCAGUGGCCACGGAUGGCAUCCGACUGCUCGAUCCCAACCGCAUUUCCGAGGUCCUGGCGAGCUUACGGGAGAGGCUGGCCCAAAGACUUCCCGUGUACAUGGUACCACAUAUCUGGUUGCCAGUCGUAGCUCUCCCAUCGACAACUGCCUGCAAGAUUGACCGGCAUCGCGUUGCCCGCUGGGUCGAGCAACUUAGUCCAGACGUGCUGGGUAAAGCCCUUAGUCUUUCGCCCGCGCAGUCUUAUUUUCCAACGGCCACUGGCCUCAUCCAGACUAUCAUCGCGGGAGCCUGGGGCCGCACGCUCGAUCUCACCGUCGACCAAGUCCCAACUGAUCGGUCCUUCUUCAGCCUCGGCGGUGACUCGAUUCUCGCCAUGAUGGUCAUCAAUCAGUGCCGAGCCCGCAACGUCAAAAUAUCUGCCAGCGAUAUCCUCCGUGGCCAUACCGUUGCUGACCUCGCCGCCCGCGCGUCCCAGCCAGAUGAGGUUCUGCAGCAGCCAGUCUCGAGAUAUGACCUGACACCCUCCCAAAGCUUGGCCCUUGGAGUCGGUCUUGAGCUGCCCUCCACUCCGGCCCGCGAAUCUCGAACCGUCCGGUUCCACCUGGUUCGUUCCGUAGCUCAGGAAACCCUUGAAGACGCCGUCCGGAAUCUCGUCGGCCUUCACCCGGCACUCCGCACCAAGCUUGUCAACGAGGGCACAGCGUGGCAUCAAUCUCCGACGAUUGAUCCUGCCAAAGCCUUCCUACUGACCGUCCAUGGAGAGAGCGCCGGUACCAGCCGCCAAGUCCCCUCACUGCUGGAAAAGUCGCGGGCUCAGCUCGACCUUGCCGCCGGGCCUUUUCUGACAGUCGACUAUUUCCCAGACACCAACAUGCUUGUCCUGGCCGCCGCACACAUCACGCUGGAUCUACCGUCUUGGUCGGUCAUGUUGAGAGAUCUUGAUGGCUUCCUUUCCGGCUCGCCCGCUGUUCCCCUUGCCCCCUUCACCUCUGGCCGCGUUACACAGAGCCCCCUCCCUGUCGAGGACGCCAUUGGAGAACAAGCGCAAGAGUCUAAUAUUGGAUACUGGGAGCUCGAGCCGGAGGAUACUUAUCUGCCUCGGAAGAUGAAGUACGAGUUGCGUGUGGAGGCUGAGACUUCCGAGAUGCUUCUCCAGAUAUGCCGGAACACCGACCUGAAUCCCGUGGACCUUGUGGUGGCGGCGGCAGCACAAUCAUUCUCUGAUGUCUUUCUCGAUCGCAGAGUUCCCGCCAUUCACCUCGUGGAUACGACGUACGAGCAUACCGAGAUCGGCUAUCAUGACGCGGUCUAUCCCGUCCAAGUUACUUGCAGUUCGCCAUCCACUGGAGACCCGGACCUGGUAGCACAAGCUAGGAUCUCCCGCGUCGGCGUUGCCUCCAAGGGGCUACCCUACAUGACUCGAUCUUACUGCCCUGAAGUGCUUGCCAGUCGAAUACCCGAGAUCAUCGUCAACUAUUCAGACUACCGGGAGUCCAAGUUCCAGGGCAAGACCAUGCAGCAAAUGGAUGACGUGGUACCUACCGCUAAACCAUCAGCCUCUGCUUCCCUGGUCCCGUCCUGCAUCAGCAUCACAGCGAGCACCCAAGAAGACGACUCCCUGAGUGUCGUCGUGGCCCAUAGCUGGGACCUGGGCAAGCAGAAAAAAGUCCGGAAAUGGGUUCGGCACCUCGAGACAGCUCUCGGGGACUUUAUUCGUUCCACAGCCCGAGCCAACGCCCCCAUUUCUCCUACUGAUUUCCCCUUUGUCCGCGUGGCCGAUGAAAACGCGUGGGAGCGACUGCGCGAAACCAUUGCGGCCACAAUUGGGUCCUGUUCGGCUCAGACAGUCGAGGAUUUAUAUCCCUGCUCGCCGGUACAGGAGGGCAUUCUCCUGAGCCAGGCCAAGAGCAUGUCCUCCUACCAAGUCGAUGUUGUAUGGAAGAUCCACGCUGCAUCCUCCUCCUCGCCAGUGUCCUCGGACAAGAUUGAGAAGGCCUGGCAAGCCGUGAUUCAACAGCACGCUGCUUUGAGGACCGUCUUUGUCGACGGAGGAGCCGCCAACGAGGCCUUCCUCGCUUUGGUCUUGCGUAGCCCGCUGGCAUUUGUCCAACAGCGACGGCUCAUGAGUGGGCAAGGCGUUGAGGCCCUCUUGGCGUCCGAACCGCCCCUCGCCGUGGCCGAUCAUGAGCCUCCUCACCGGUUGACCGUUGCAGCGACGUCUGAGCAGGACGAAGUCUUGGUCCACCUACGAAUCAGCCACGCCGUCCUCGACGGCAUCUCGCUCGACGCGUUGCAGCAGGAUCUGGCGCGUGCCUACGCCGCCGAAGAUGCCUCAAGCCCAGCCGUGGAUCAUCGCCAGCAGGUGUCGGACACGACCUUCAGAGACUAUGUCACCUUCAUCCGGAGCCAAGAUACCGACGUCUCCCUGGACUUUUGGAAGAGUCGCCUGGCCACCGUUACGCCCUGCCACUUCCCAUGCCUGCAGGUACCGGACACGGACAUUGUCGAUGAAAAGCGCGUGUUGCGGGUUGAAAUCGACGACAUCUCGCCACUCACCCAGCUGUGCCAGGAGCACGGCUUCACAAUCUCGAACCUGGUCCAGAUUGCCUGGGCCUUGCUGCUCCGCUCGUACACGAAUAGCCCACAGGUAUGCUUCGGCUACAUGACCUCGGGCCGCGAUGCUCCUGUCCAGGGCAUCGAGAGCGCCAUGGGUGUCUUCAUCAACCUGCUCGUGAGCAACGUUGAGCUGGACGACGACACUACGGUCCGACAGGCUCUCGAGGACGCGCGCGGUGCCCUUGCCGACGGUCUUGAACACCAAUACUGCCCGCUGGUCAAGAUACAGAGCGCGCUACAGCUCGGUAGCGAACCUCUUUUCAACACGGUUCUUUCCUGCUACCGCGAGAAUGAGGUCUCCUCACCCUCGUCCGCGGCGGACGUGGUUGUUGAUACUGUGUACCUGGAUGACACGAGCGAGUUCAGUCUUGCAGCCAAGGCUACCUAUACUCGGUCAAAGAUUGAACUGACUUUGACUUACUGGACGGGGACUCUGUCCCCUACUGCGGCUGAUGUUGUAGGCAGCGUCUGGGCCCAGACGUUGAAGUCCUUGCCUUCGCUACUCGACGAGAAAGUGUCCAACGUUAGCUUGUUCGACAAACAGAGCAGCCGCCUUGUUCAAGACUGGAACAACCACGUGCCCGAUGCUGUCGACGCCUGCCUCCACGAUAUCAUUGCGCGCGUUGCUGUUCUUGAGCCUGAGAAGGAGGCCCUUUGCUCCACGGACGGGAGCCUUACGUACGGCCAGCUGGACGAUUAUUCGACCCGGCUGGGACACUACCUUGUUUCCUGCGGUGUUGGUCCCGAGUCUGUCGUGGCUUUGCUGUUUGAGAAGUCCAUCUGGGCUGUGGUUAGUAUGCUGGGCGUUCUCAAAGCGGGCGGCGCCUUUGUCGCCUUGGAUCCGGCUCAUCCACCUGACCGCUUGGCAUUGAUAAUUUUAGAUAUCGAUAGCCCUAUCCUCUUAGUCUCGGACUCGCAAGCUGCCCAACCUCUGGUCACGGAGCACUUGGCCUCCGCCGCCGUGCAGCCGUGGACCGUCACACCGGCGUCCAUCCAAGCGUUGCCGAUACGGGACGGCAAGCCAUGCAGUACUGUCACUCCCGACAACGCCGCCUAUCUCAUCUUCACCUCGGGCAGCACGGGCAGACCUAAAGGCGUUGUUAUCGAGCAUCGGGCCGUGAGCACCGGUACCAAGGAACAUGGCUCGCAGAUGGCAUAUACCCCUGCCUCACGGGUUCUGCAAUUCGCGUCCUAUGCCUUCGACGCCACCAUCGGAGAGGUCUUUACCACUCUUGUCCACCACGGCUGCGUCUGUAUUGCCUCCGAGACGGAGCGGAUCGAGGAUCUGCCUGGCUUCAUGAACCGUUUCCGCGUCACCUGGGCCUUCCUGACUCCCGCCGUCGCCCGGAUGAUGACCCCUGACGACGUGCCAACCCUGAAGACGCUCAUCUGCGGCGGCGAGCCCAUAGGCAACCUGACGCCGCGUAUCUGGAGCAGCAAGGUCCAGUUCAUACAGGCCUAUGGUCCCACUGAGACUUGUGUUUUUGCGUCCAUCAGCGAUCGUCAACACCGCGAGGUGCGUCCCGCCAUCAUCGGCCAUAUGAUGGGCAGCGCCGCGUGGAUCGUCAAUCCCAGCAAUGCCGACAUUCUCAUGCCCGUGGGAGCCGUCGGCGAGAUGCUGAUUGAAGGUCCCAUACUCGGACGCGGCUACCGCAACGACGUGGAGAAGACGGACGCCAGCUUCCUCCAGAGUCCACGGUGGUCUGAUGAUUAUCUCCACCAAGGGCGUCCGCAACGUUUCUACAAGACGGGCGAUUUGGUGCGCUACAACGUCGACGGCUCCAUGGAAUUUAUCCGCCGUAAGGACACACAAAUGAAGAUUCGCGGUCAGCGCGUCGAGGCAGGCGAGAUUGAAAGCCACAUCACCAGCGCCCACGAAAAUGUGCAGCAUGUCUACGUGACCUUUACGAAGCAGGGCCGCCUGAGCUCGCGCCUGAUUUCCGUGCUCUCCUUCCGGGGCAUUGGCUCUGCUCCUGUCUCCGGCUCCUCUCCCGCAGAGGGCUACACUCUCCGCCUCGUCCGUAAUGAGGACCGCGAGAAGGCCAGGAAACUGCUGCGUGCGAUAACAGAACACCUAUCAGCCAAAUUACCCCGGCAUAUGGUGCCCACCGUCUGGGCCGUGGUAGAGGGAUCUUCGGUUCCCCUGACCACGUCCGGCAAAAUCGAUCGUCGUCAGAUGACCGCCUGGCUUGAAGGGGCCGACGAGGAUACUGUGCAAGAGAUCCUGGCCCUCGACGAGGACGAGGUGGUUCCAGAUGAAGCCGUGUCCGCGGUGGAAGCGGCGGUGCGUUCCAUUUGGGCCUUGGUGCUGAAUCUCGAGCCGGAAAAGAUCGGGCUGCACCGACCAUUCUUCAGCCUGGGAGGCGACUCGAUCUCCGCCAUGCAGGUUGUCUCACACUGCCGGGCUCAGAGCAUCGACCUUACCGUCCAGGACAUCUUCCGCUGCAAGACCAUUACGGCUCUUGCCGAGCUCGUCAACGCCGCCGCCGGUUCUAGUACGGCGUCCAAGGCGCAACAGCUCGACCUUACAGAGCGGCCGGAGGACUUCGCCCUGUCCCCGAUUCAGCGGAUGCACUUCAACAUGAACCCGGAGGGCGUCAACUACUUCAACCAGAGCUUCCUGGUGCAGAUCACCUCUGCCAGGCAGCUUCCUUCCAUGGCCGUCCAAGCAGCACUUCACCAGCUUGUCCGCCGGCACUCGAUGCUUCGGGCCAGGUUCCGCCGGGUCGCUGGCCACUGGACGCAGCGCAUCACAGAUGACGUGCCUGGUUCUCUGACGUACCAGGAGCACUCGCAUGUUGCCCCUGAAGAGGUCGACGCCUUGACUCAGGACGCCCAGGAAUCCCUGGACAUCCAGAACGGCCCGAUCUUGGCCGUCAAGCUUAUCCAGUUGCCCGAUCGCCAGCUCUUGUUCAUGGUGGCGCAUCACUUGGUUGUCGACCUUGUCUCGUGGCGGGUGCUUCUUGAAGAGCUCGAAGCUAUCUUGACGAGUACAUUCCAUUCUCAUCGCAUGGCGGCCGUGACGCCCGUCCCCUUCCAGGCCUGGAUCCGUCUGCAGUCUGCCCGCGUCCAACAACAGUCCCCAGCUGAAGUGCUCCCGUAUGAGAUCCCGGCGCCUCAGCUAGACUACUGGGGAUUCGGCGCGGAGAGGGCCAAUCUGUUCGGGUCGACACGGGACCUGACCUUUGGGCUGGACGAAGCUACAACAAGAGCGCUUCUUGGCCCCUGCAACGAGGCGCUCCAGACGGACCCUCAGGAUUUGUUCCUCGCAGCGGCGUUCCAGUCUUUCCAUGAAGUCUUCCCCGACCGGCCCCAACCGGCCAUCUUCACAGAGGGUCACGGCCGUGAAGCCGACGCCGCCGACCACAUCGACCUGUCCCGCACCGUGGCGUGGUUUACCUCCAUCGUCCCCGUUGUCCUCGUCGACGGAGUCCAGCCGGACCUCAUCGAGACGUUGAAAAGGACCAAGGACGCCCGGAGAGCCGUGCCCGGCAUGGGUGUGCCUUACUUUUACUCCCGCUACCUGUCCGAUGACGGGGCCGAGAAGUUUGGCCACCAUGCCCAAAUGGAGAUCCUAUUCAACUACUUUGGCCAGUACCAGCAGCUGGAGCGCGAGGGUGCCCUUCUCCAGCCCGUUCCCGAGGGCCAGUUCGCACAGCGGGACAUCGAUCCGUCGGCUCCGCGGCUUGCUGUCUUCGAUAUUGCUGUGGCCGUAGCGGAAGGACAGGCCACCAUCUCCCUGACAAUUCCACAGAGCCUGAGCGCCGCCCUCGCGCACCGUGUUUCGGCCUGGAGGGAGCGAUUCCAGCAGCUCCUGGUGACUUUGGUCAACAAGACCGGCCGUAUGGCCUCGGACUUCUCCUUGAGCGACAUGCCCCUGAUUAAGGAUAUCUCUUACGCCCACCUGGUCGAGAUGGAGUCGCUCUGCCGGGAACACGCUGGGACGUGGGGACCCAAGACCAUCGAGGAGAUCCUACCCUGUUCCCCCAUGCAGCAGGGCAUUCUGCUGAGCCAAUCGCGCACCCCCGAGCUCUAUGACGUUCGCAUCGCUCUCGAAAUAACCACCUCUGCAGGGGAUUUCCCCAAGGUCCACCGCCUGAGGGACGCCUGGAAGCAGGUUGUCCGGCGUCAGCCCAUGCUGCGCACCGUGUUCCUCCCGAACCUUCGAGGUAGUGGUUCGUUCGACCAAGCUGUCCUGCGAGACCCCCUGCUCGUCAUCCGCGAAGUACAAUUGGAAGACUUCCCGGCCUCAUCCGACGAAGACCUGAUAGAGAGGAUCCGGCACGAAAUGGCCGCAGUGCCGGCUAAUAGCUUUGAAUACGGUAAACUCGCACACGAACUCGUCAUUUACACGGCGGGCGAGCGGAUCUUUGUCCUUAUCCGUCUCAGCCACGCCCUGGUGGACGGAGCCUCCCUGCCUCUUGUGACGCUGGAACUUCGCAAGGCUUAUCCUCGGCGCCUUGCGGCCGGCCCGGGUCGCGCGUACCGGGAGCUGGUUGCUUUUCUCCAGCGGCAGCCCCGGGACGAGACUCUCCAGUACUGGAGGGAGUACCUCCUCAACAUCAGCCCCUGCCGCCUGCCUCCCCUCACCGAUCGUGUUGUGUCGUCUCCGGACAGCCUGCAGACACAGGAAGUGGUCGUCCCCAAUGCGGAGUCUCUGAGGCGCCUCUGCUCUGAGCAUGGCUUCACCAUGGCUAACCUGAUGCACGCGGCUUGGGCCCUUGUACUGCGCGCGUACACAGGCGAGGACGAAGUGUGCUUUGGAUACCUUGUGUCAGGCCGCGACGCCCCCAUCGAUGGUGUUGAUGAACUCAUCGGGCCCCUGAUCAACAUGCUCAUCUGCCGUGUGGCCUUUGACGACCCCGGCCGUUCCGUCUUGCAGCUCCUGCACGGAAUGCGGGACGAUUUUGUCUCAGGCCUUUCCCACCAGUAUGUCUCUCUCGCCGAGGUCCAGCACGGCCUAAACCUGGGAUCGGAGAACCUUUUCUCCUCCGUCAUGUCAUUCCAACGACACGACCCCGUGGCCGACGGUCCCGGCCCCACUGACGGCCACGGCCCCACAGACGGAGCCGGAAGCAUCCGGAUGACGUCCAUCGACGCCCGGGACCCGACCGAGUACGACUUAUCACUAAACAUAGUAGACACCGAGCAAGAGCUGUCUGUUGCAUUUGCGCACUGGUCCUCCAAGGUCUCUACAGCCCAUGCGGCGCACAUGAUGCGCGCCCUACUCGCCGCGCUCGCCGGCUUCGCUCAGGAUCCCAAUCAGCCGGCGACCCGUGUAAGCUUAGUCGACCCCCAGGCGCGUCGCGAACUGAACGCCUGGAAUGCUGCUGGUAUCUCAGCUCCGCGGCGUGCGUGUCUGCAUGGCUUGAUAGAGCAGCGAGCGCAGGAGAUGCCCGACCACCCGGCCGUCUCGGCGUGGGACCUCGAUUUCACCUACGCCGAGCUGGAUGGGGCCGCAAAUGCGUUCGCCCACCACAUACAAUCUCUAGGCGUCAUCAAACCUGAGACAUUUGUUUUAACCUGCUUCGACAAGUCGGCCUGGGCCGUCGUUGCGCAGCUCGCCGUAUUAAAGAGCGGCGGUGCCUUUGCGGCCGUCGAUCCCAACCACCCCAUCGACCGCAUCAGGUCCAUUGCGUCCAAGCUGGGCUCGCCGCCGGUCAUGCUCACCAGCACCAACUACAAAGAGCGUUUCCUCGGGCUGUUCCCACACGUCGUUCUUGUCGACGCAUUGCACCUGGAAUCCCUCGGCCCGCGGCCAGUCGCUCCAGAGACCCGGGUGACCCCCGAGAACGCGGCCUACGCCAUCUUCACUUCGGGCAGCACGGGCGAGCCAAAGGGCAUCUUGAUCGAGCACCAGGCUAUUGCCACAGCCACCACGGUUCACGCCGACCGCUUCCGUCUCGGCCGUGGCAGCCGCGUGCUCCAAUUCGCCGCCUACACCUUUGACGUGGCCGUCGGCGAGAUCUUCCACACUCUGGUCAAUGGCGGCUGCAUUUGCGUACCGUCAGAACGGCAGAGACUAGAGGACCUACCCGGCGCCAUCAAUGACUUCGGCGCCAACUGGAUGUUCCUGACCCCGACCUUGGCGGACAUGCUGGAGCCCACGGCCGUCCCGAGUCUACAGGUGCUUGUGCUUGGCGGAGAGGCCGCCACGGCCGACAACGUGCGCCGCUGGUCCGAGAAGCUGCAGCUCAUUAUCAGCUACGGACCGGCCGAGUGCACCAUCUGGUCCAACGCCAAUGCGAGUGUCACGCCGACCACCGACCCGGCCAACUUCGGUCCGGCCUUUGGCGCCGGCAUCUGGGUGGCCGACAUGGACAACCCGGACGUGCUGCUGCCCGUGGGCGCCGUGGGCGAGCUGCUCAUCGAGGGACCGUUGGUCGGCCGGGGAUACAUCUCCGACGCCAAAAACACAGCGGCUUCGUUCAUCAAGCCCCCGGGCUGGCUUCAGACGGGCUCCGGAGGCCAGCGCGUAUACCGUUCCGGCGACAUUGUGCGGUAUAACCCCGAUGGCACUUUGUCCUUUGUGCGCCGUCGGGACAACCAGGUCAAGGUCCGCGGGCAACGUAUCGAGCUCAACGAGGUCGAAAUCCACGUGUCCCAGGCCGACGCGGACCUGCUGCACGCCGUUGUGCUUCUUCCCAAGGCUGGAGCCUGCCAGGGACGUUUGACAGCGGUGCUCUCUCAUCGUCCAGAGGACGGACAUGACCCCGAGGUGACGGCCCAGAGCCCGCUUGCCGCCAUCACCAAUAGCGAAGCCGCCAUGGCCCAGAACGCCGACAUCCGCGCCUAUCUGACGUCCAGACUGCCGGGUUACAUGGUCCCCAAGAUCUGGAUCGCCGUCGAGCACAUCCCCGUCACGACCAAUGGAAAGAUUGAUCGCCGCCAGGUGCUCUCGUGGGUGCAGUCGCUGACCGAAAAUGACCUGGCCAGCAUCGUGGGCCAGGCUUCGGGGGCAUCUGCAUCCAAGCCCUCUCCGACGUCCACGCUGACUCCGAUGGAGAAGCAGCUCGUCGGCGUCUGGAGCCAGGUCCUCGCCAUACCUGUCCCGUCGCUCCCCUUGGACCAGUCCUUUACCAGCCUAGGCGGCGACUCCAUCUCGGCCAUGCAAGUCGUAUCGCGGGCUAGAGAAUCCGGGGUUGUCGUGACGGUCCACGAUGUGCUCCGAUGCCAUUCUCUCUCGGGACUGGCCCUUGGGGCUCGGUUCAAGACUCUCGCUCCUCAGGACAAGGGGCGCGACUCCCUGGCCAUGGUUGGUGAAGAGCCGUUCCCUCUGCUGCCCAUCCAGCGCAUGUUUUUCGAGAACAUGCCCUCUGGCCCGAGCCACUACAACCAGACAUUUACUGUCCGCUUGUCAAAGCGCUUCGAGGCCCAGGAUAUCGACGAGGCCAUCGCGGCCGUGGUACAGCAGCACCCGAUGCUCCGAGCCCGCUUCCGCCUCCAACCGGACGGCGACAGCAACUGCCCAUGGACACAGCAAAUCUCUCGCGAUGUCAGAGGCAGCUUUCGCUUUCAGUCACACUCCUUCUCCUACCUGGUGGAUGCGCUGGCCGUGAUGAACGAGUCACAGGCUAGCUUGGACAUUCGUCAGGGGCCCCUCGUUACUGCCACCCUCCUCGACCUGCCCGAUGGCCAGGUCCUCUUCCUUGCGGCCCAUCACCUGGUCAUCGACCUUGUCUCUUGGCGUAUUAUCCUCGCCGACCUGGAGCUUCUUUUGUCGCUCGGCCCCGCCUCCUACGCGUCCGCCUUGGCCCCCGAAGCCGUGUCGGUGCCGGCCUGGAGCGAGGCGCUUGUCCAGCAGUCGGCCGAGUAUGGCGUCGACUCCGUCCUCCCCUUUGCCCUGCCACCGGCCGACUUUGCGUACUGGGGUAUACACGGGCGCGAGAAUGUUAUAGCGGACACGGUCACGAUACAGGCGCGUCUGGAUCCUUCGAGCACCAAGGCUCUCUUGGGUCCCGCAAACGCGAGCUUUGGAACGGACCCGGUCGACUUGAUGGUCGCAGCCCUCGCAUUCUCCUUCCGUCAGGUCUUUUCAGACCGCUCCGUCCCUUCCAUCUACACCGAGUCGCAUGGCCGAAACGCGUGGGACGACAGCAUUGACUUGUCCCGCACGGUGGGUUGGUUCACCACCAUGUCUCCUCUCGUCGUCCCUCACAGCGAUGCCGUCGCGGCGCCCGAUCUCCUGCAGGUGGUGCGUCAAGUUAAGGACAUGAGACGUAGUAUCCCCGGCAAGGGCCUCCCAUACUUCGCCUCGCGAUAUCUCACCGAGGAGGGCCACGUCGCUUUCCAGGAGCAUGCAGCUAUGGAGAUUCUCUUCAACUACCUGGGCCAAUAUCAGCAACUGCAGCAAUCUGACAAGAUCAUCCAGGAGCUGACAGACGCCCCCUUCGAUACCGGGGACGCUCCGUUGCCCACCCCACGACUGGCCCUCCUCGACGUUGUAGCCGUCGUCGAGUCGUCAGAACUGGUCUUGUCCUUCGGCUACAAUGGCAAGAUGCGGUAUCGUGACCGCUUCCAAACCUGGCUGGACGAGUUCCUGAGCGCUCUGCAGCGUCUUUCGGUCGAGCUCCCGUCCAUGCCCGCCACCUUCACACCUGGGGACUUCCCCCUUCUCGGCCUCGACGAAGAACGCCUGCUUUCCUUUGCCGAUGCCGUCGAGGCCAAGGUGGGAGUAUGGGGCCCUGCCGUCGUCGAGUCGGCCUACCCAUGCUCCCCGUUGCAGCAGGGCAUCCUCGUCAGUCAAUCCAAGGACCCCAGCGCCUACGUGGUCCAGGGAGUGUGGAAGAUCUGCCCCGCGGAGGACCAUCCCUUCCGCGUCGAGCAGCUUGAGGAGGCCUGGCAUCGGCUUGUCCGCUACCAUCCCAUACUACGCACCAUCUUCUGCGAAAGCAGUCGGGCCGACGGAAUUCUCGCCCAAGUGGUGUUGCGGGAUGAUGCCGCUGCCGCCGCUCCCAUGAUUCAGAAGUUGUUGGGCCAUGAAGGUUCGGAUGCCAUCCAGUUGUUGCGAUCCUCGCCUCCGCCUCUCCCGCUGGACAGGGCCCCCGUGAUGUUAAACAUCUACCCGGCGGCCCCCGGGGCCGACGCCUACAUCUCUCUGCAGGUCAGUCAUGCCCUUAUUGAUGGCACCUCCCUGGGCGUCCUGAUGGGCGAUCUCCAGAAGGCAUACCAUGGCGAGCUUCAUGGCUCUGGCCCAGUCUAUAGCGACUACAUCUCCCAUGUCUACCGCAAACCCCUGGCGCAGUCACUCGCGUACUGGUCGGAAGUCCUCGCGGACACUCGCCCGUGUCUCUUCCCUGAUCUAUCUACCACUCCAGGCGUCCGGGACCUGAACAAGAUCACCCGUGUCGUGCCCAAUGUUGACGGCAUGCGUCUGCUCUGCCGGACACACGGCGUGUCCAUUUCCAAUCUCUUCCAGCUCGCCUGGGCGCUGGUCUUGCGAGCCUUCACCGGCUCCGACGACAUCUGCUUUGGAUACCUGACCUCUGGCCGCGACGUGCCCGUGGAUCGCAUCGAAGAGGUCGUCGGUCCUCUCGUCAGCAUGCUCAUCUGCCAUACCAACUUCGGCGCCGGGGACGAUGCUCAACCGGCCCUCAGCUUGCUGCAAGAUAUAAGACGCGGCUACGUCGACAGCUUGCCCCAUCAGCACUGCUCGCUGGCGGACAUCCAGCACGCAUUAGGAGUCGGUAACACGGGCUUGUUCAACACAGUCAUGUCUCUGCAGAAGGUAGCCGACGAAGAGAAGACGCCAGAGCAGCUUCGGUUUGAGACGGUCGAGGGCCACGACCCAAGUGAGUACAACAUCACACUCAACGUGCUCGACGGCGAUAAGGACAUUGAACUGCACUUCACUUACUGGACCGACAGCCUUUCGGACAGUUACGCCGUAGACGUGGUCGAGGCAACUCUCCGCGCGCUGGAUGCCAUCGUUCAAGACCCCGGGCGUCCAUUACCCGUCGUGGGCCUUCUGAGCGACGACAGCCGCGAGCGCAUUCUGCACUGGAACAGUAGCCCACAGGUGCCCCUCGAGUCGACGGUACACGCGCUCAUUGAAGCCCAUGUCAAGGAGGUUCCGGAUGCCUGCGCCGUCACCUCCUGGGAGGGCGAGCUAUCAUACGCCGAGCUGGACCGUCUUAGCACUCGUCUCGCAUGCCACCUCCGCUCCCUCGGCGUCGGACCCGAAGUGACGGUACCCCUAUGCUUCCGGAAGAGUCUGUGGACUGUGGUUGCCAUGGUGGCUGUGAUGAAAGCGGGUGGCGUCUUUGUGCCCUUGGACCCGUCUCACCCUCCCGAGCGUAUCAGCAUGAUCGUCGAGCAACUCCCGGCGAGGCUUGUCGCCCUCACCUCGCCAGACGUCACCCAUAUUGUUUCCCAUCUCGUCGACACCACCUUCGUCGUGACGGCAGAUUCUCUCGAGCAGCUUCCAGGACAAGACAGCUCCUUGGUUCCAUCACCUGUCGCCACGCCGGACAACGGGGUUUACAUCAUCUUCACCUCUGGCUCGACCGGCCUGCCCAAGGGUGUAGUGCUUGAUCACCGUGCCGCGGCCACUGGCACAACGCUCCACGGGCGUGCAAUGUCGUUUGGUAGGGACACACGCACCCUGCAGUUUUCCUCGUAUAGUUUUGAUGCCUGCAUCAUGGAGAUCAUCACCACCCUGGUACAUGGCGGAUGCGUGUGCGUGCUGUCCGAGGACGAGCGUAUCAACGAGCUCGCAGCCGCCGCCAAUCGACUCCGCGUCAACUGGGCGUUCCUUACCCCGGCCGUGGCCAGUACCAUUGAUCCCUCCGAGAUCCCUACCCUUGGCCUCAUCGCCAUCGGCGGCGAACUCCUGGCUCACUCUGUCAUCAAGAAGUGGGACUGCGGUACGUGCCGCGUAGUCCAGGUCUACGGACCGACAGAGUGCUGCGCCAUAUGUACCUACGACGACAGAACGGGGCUGCCUGUACGUCCCGAAGUCAUCGGAAAGCCCAUGGGCUGCAAUACCUGGAUCGUGGACCCUCGUGAUCCCAACGUCCUCAUGCCGGUGGGUGCCGUCGGCGAACUGCUCGUCCACGGCCCCAUCGAGGCCCGCGGAUAUCUCAAUGACGCUGACAAGACCCGGAGCGCCUUCUUGACGGGCCUUGCCUGGUUGCCCGAUGAAAUCAAGAACGACCGCCUGUACCGAACGGGAGAUCUAGUCCGCUAUAACACCGAUAACACACUCAGCUUCGUCCGGCGCAAGGAUACCCAGGUCAAAGUACGCGGCCAGCGCAUCGAGCUCGGCGAGAUCAGCUACCAGAUCGGCGCCUCGCACGAGGCCAUCGCAACACGCCUAGUGAUGCUCGGCUCCGCUGGCAAGUUCGCCGGCAAGAUCGUUGCCGUCCUGGCCUUCCGUGACCUGGGCAGCGAUCAACAAGACGGGCCGCUGCAGGUGCUCGAGAAACAGGAGGACCAGAUCCAGGCCCAGGCCAGACUAGUCGAGAUCCAGAACUUCAUCGCCGACAAACUCCCCUCGUACAUGCACCCGGCCGCCAUGAUUGCCGUGAACGCCUUACACACCACCGUGGCGGGCAAAACUGACGCCCGCCGUGUGGCCGCCUGGGUCGACAACAUGGACGACCAGACGUACAGCCGCAUCAUGAGCCUCGCCGAGACGGACGAGGUUCCUACGCCUGUCGGAGAGAUCGAGCGGAUCAUCCACGCAGCUAUCGGCGAGGUGGUGAACUUGUCUCUCCAGCAAGUCGACAUGCGCCGUUCCUUCAUCAGCUUGGGAGGGGAUUCCAUCACCGCCAUGCAGGUGAUGGCGCUCUGCCGCUUGAAGGGCAUCUCAUUGCCGGUGCAGGAUAUUCUCAAAAGCGCCAACAUCACUGCAAUGGCGGCCAAGGCCAAGAGACUCGGCCCCGGGGCCUCCGCCGGCGUCGAGAAGGACAGCGAGGAACACGAGCACGCCCCCUUCUCCCUGUCUCCCAUCCAGAAGUUACACUUUGCCCAGUUCCCCGAGGGGGAGAACCACUACAACCAGAGCAUGCUUCUCAAGCUGCAGCGUCCCGUCUCUGCCGUCGUAAUAUACAAGGCCCUCAGGGAACUGGUGCGGCGUCAUCCGAUGCUGCGCGCCCGGUUCGAAAAGAACUCUCGGGAUGGCCAGUGGGUGCAGAAGGUGAACCUGGAUGCCGAUGAAUCCUUCUCGUUUGUCAGUAACACUCUGGCUUCCUGGGACGAGGCUCAAGCCCUCCUGUCCGAGGCUGAAGAAUCCCUCGACAUCACUGACGGACCAUUGCUCGCCGCCAGGUUCGUUCACGUCCCUGAAUUCUCAGCCCUCUUCAUGGUCGCCCAUCAUGUUGUCAUCGACCUCGUAUCAUGGCGGAUACUCCUCAGAGAGCUCGAGCAGCUCGUCGAUGGUAUAUCACUUCCCAAAGCACCAUCAUCCUGGUCGUACCAGCGAUGGGUCCGCAGCCUCGAAAGCUACUCAGAGGCGCAUGCGUCGUCUGCCCUGGCGCUGGCUUUCACUGUCCCCGAGGCGAACUUGGGAUACUGGGGAAUGGACACGGCGACCAACGACUUCACCAACUUGGUCCACAGCCAAUUUACGCUCAGCCCAGAGUUGACUGACGUUCUCCUUCGGGCAGCCGACAAGGCUCUGAAAGCCGAAGUCCUUGACGUCCUGUUGGCCAUGGCCGCACACACCUUUGGGAUCGUGUUCCCGGACCGGGCGAUGCCCGCUAUCCACACCGAGACGCACGGCAGAGAUCAUCCCUCAGGGGCAGAUGUCGCGGCUCUGGUCCAAGAGACAGUCGGUUGGUUCACCGCCAUUGCGCCUCUCGUCAUCACCACUCACGGAGAAGACUACGUCGACUCUCUGAUACUCGCCAAGGACAUCCGCCGCGCCGUGCCGGGUUCGGGUGUGCCCUACUUCACGGCCAAGAUGCUCCAGCAGUCGCAAGAAACGCCGCUGGAAAUCCUCUUCAACUAUCUCGGCAGGUUUCAGCAGCUUGAGCGCACCGACGGCCUCUUUAAAUCACUACCCAAGUCCAUGAGCCCCGUGGACGUCAACUUCUCCGCGGCCCGCCUCUCGCUGAUUGACCUCUCGGCCGUCAUCGAGCGGGACGCCUUGACCGUGUCCUGGAGCUACGACGGGAAGAUGAAGCACCAGGAUAGGCUCGUGAAGUGGCUGGCCUUGUACGAGCAGGCGUUGACCGAGGCCUCAUCCGCACUGCACAAGGCUACUGUGCAACUUACCCGGAGCGAUGUGCCCCUAUUGCCGGUUUCUCACGAGCAAUUAGGCCUGCUAAACGAGACGCUGGCUGCCAUGACGCCCAAUGGCAUCGCGGGCAUUGAGGACGUCUAUCCGACUUCGCCCAUGCAGCGCGGCAUCCUCUUGAGUCAGUCAAAGGACGCCUCCCAAUACGAUGUCCAUGCCGUCUGGGAAAUCUACCCUUCCGAAGCCCGAGGCCAACCGAUUGAUGUGUCCCGCCUCCAACAGGCCUGGGAUCGCGUCGUCCAGCGGCACCCGAUGCUGCGGACCAUCUUCGUCAGUGGCCUCCGCGAGGACAGCCCGUUCGAUCAGGUAGUCCUCAAAGAGUUCCAUCCGCUCAUCACGUACUUUACCUACAACGACGACAAGGACGAGGACAACGCUAUCGCCCUGCACCGGCUUUGGGAGGCUGCUCGAGGCGGAUUCGAUGCCAACGCCCCGCCCCAUCGUCUUGCCAUAUGCUCCAGCCCCGGGGGCAAGGUAUUUGCCCACUUCCAAGUCAGUCAUGCCUUGAUCGACGCAACCUCGCUGCAGAUUCUCCUCCGAGACUGGAAUCGCGCGUACGCCAGCGACGUUGGCGCGUUUGUCGGCCCGUCCUAUUCCAGCUACAUCGCCCACAUCCAACAGACCAAGCUGGAAACAUCGCUACGCUUCUGGAUGGGCCAGCUCGAAGGCGCCGGCGCCAGUCGACUGCCCCGGCUGACUGACGGCGUCGUCCCGGCAGACCCCCGGAGCCUGAAGCGGCUCGACGUCGACAUCCCGUUCGGGGCCCGUCUCCGGGCCCUCGCAAAGCGGCUCAACAUCUCGGUGGCCAACAUCUUCCAGCUCGCCUGGGCGCUGGUGCUCCGCUCUUACACCAAUUCCCAGGACGUCUGCUUCGGCUACAUCACCUCGGGCAGAGACGUGGAGCUCGACGGCGUCCAGGACGUGCUUGGCCCGUUUAUCAACAUGCUCAUCUCCCGCGUCGUCUUCGACGAAGGCAAGACGGCCACGUCCAUGCUGCAGAAACUGUUCGGCACAUACCUCGACAGUCUGCCACAUCAGCACGCGUCCCUGGCUGACAUCAAGCAUGCCCUGCAACAGGUUGGCGAGCAGCUUUUCAAUACAGUACUCUCGUUCCAGAAGGUGUCCGCUUCGGGCGGCGCAGGCCAGGCACAGGAGUCUCCAAUUUCCUUCCGCUCUAUUCGAGGCGCUGAUCCCACAGAGUAUGAUAUCACAGUCAAUGUCAUCGAAUCCGACACCACCAUUGACCUGUCGUUUGUCUACUGGACCUCGUCUCUGUCCGAAUCCCAGGCCAACAACCUCUCUUUGUGCCUGCUUCAAUCCCUCAAGGCCAUCGAAGCCACCCCAGACCAAGCCAUUGGCGGUCUCGACCUCUUGCCUGCGGAACAUGUCGCCCAGAUCACGAGCUGGGGCGACCGCCUGCCCAGCCUUGUUGACAGACGUAUUCACGACCUGUUCGGCGACAUGUGCCGCGCUGAUCCCACGGCACCCGCCGUACGUGCGUGGGACAAGGACUUCACCUACGCGGAGCUCGACGACGCUUCUUCACGCCUGGCUGGCCUCCUCCUCCAGCAAGGGCUCCAGCCUGAUACCUUUGUCGCCCUGUGCUUCGAGAAGACUGCUUGGGUCGUUGUGGCCUCCCUCGCCGUACUCAAGGCGGGCGCCGCGUUGCUCCUCUUGGACCCUGAAGCGCCGCAGGAGCGGAUGCGAAACAUGAUGCGUCAGGCCAGCGCGUCCCUAGUUCUCUGCUCUCCGGCUUGUAGGAACACAGUGGAAGAUUGGGACAUGAGCCGCAUCGUCGUCAGCGGCGAGUUCUUGUCCGCUUUGCCCUCCUUUACAGGCCCUUUCCCCGACAUCGCCAGCUCCAGUGCCGCAUACAUCAUCUUCACGUCGGGCACGACCGGCACGCCAAAGGGUGCGGUGAUGGAACACGGCUCGUACUGCACCAGCGCCAUGGGACAGGCAGCCUCCAUGUCCAUCGGGCCAGAGUCCCGCUGUUUGCAGUUCGCGUCCUUCAUCUUUGACGCCAGCAUGAUCGAGAUGAUCACGCCCCUGCUCGUGGGCGGCUGUGUCUGCAUGCCACGCAGACAGGACAUGGUCAGCGACCUGCCGCGGGUUAUGAGGGACAUGGACAUCAACUGGGCCAUCCUGACGUCGUCUUUCCUGCGUACCAUGAGCCCCGACACGGUGCCUUCUCUCAAGACGCUGUUCCAGGGCGGCGAGCCCAUGUCUCAGAAGGACAUCGACAUCUGGGCCGACAGAGUCUCCUUGGGCAACGCAUACGGACCCAGUGAAUGCAGCGUCGUGGCCGCCGCCCAUCCGCGCGUAAACAAGGCCACCGAGCCAUCCAACAUUGGCUAUCCCUCCGGAUGCACUCACUGGGUCACCGAGCCGGCCGACAUGCACCGUCUGGUCCCCAUCGGAUGCAUUGGCGAGCUCCUUCUGGAGGGCGCAACACUGUCGCGCGGCUAUAUCAACAACCCUUCCAAGACAGCCGAGGCGUUCGUCUCCGGUCUGACCUGGGCACCGCGCAUGAGACGCACUCUACAGACGCGCUUCUAUGCCACAGGCGACCUGGUGCGCCUCAACUCGGACGGCUCCGUGACCUUUGUAGGCCGCAAGGACAACCAAAUCAAGAUCCACGGUCAACGUAUGGAGCUGGGCGAGAUUCAGCAUCACCUGUCGGCCGUCACUGAGAUCCGGCACUCCAUGGUCCUGAGUCCGUCGGAGGGCCCGUUGCGCAAGCGCCUGGUGGCUGUUCUCGAGCUCAAAGAGUACUCUGGUUCUUCCUCCUCGGCCAACACCCCUGACGAGCUUCGUCUCAUCGAUCCUUCUCUACGUCCCCAAGCGGCGGAGAGCGUUCGCCGGAUCCGCGAAACGCUCAGCCGCCAUCUCCCCGCAUACAUGGUUCCAUCCACUUGGGUUGUUGUCCAAGGCAUCCCGACUAUGAUAUCCGGAAAACUGCACCGGCCCGCGGUCCAGGCCUGGGUCGAGAGGGUCGAUAACGACACCUAUCGGGAGAUGCAAGCGGCAGGCGACGUAGCGAGCAAGCUGGACCCCAGCGAGACUGUUGCCCUGCAAAUCAGCCAGAAAUUGAGCGGGCUUCUCAGCAAUACCUCCGUCGCCGAUGCCACGGGAGACAUAGUCGGCAAGGACGUGGUGCCGAUGCAGUGUGGCCUGGACUCCAUCUCGGCCAUUCUACUGUCCACCUGGAUUCGCAAGACGUUUGACGUGAAUGUUCCCUUGUCAACCUUUCUGUCGUCUGAGACCAGCGUCCGGAAGCUGGCCAUCCUCAUCGGGGAGAAGGCUGCUCCGAGCUCAGAGAGGCCCGUCCAGCCAGGAAAUCCGGCGGCGGCGCAAGUAGCAGUACCCCUCAAAGGAGACGUUGACCUGCGAUCCGAGUUCCAAACGCUAGACCGGAGACUAUCUGAGCUGCCCAUGGCAGAGACAGAGACAGAGACAGAGACAAACAGCUCCACGGCGUCCCAAACCCCAUCUUCUUUCCUUGUGACGGGCGCCAGCGGCUUCCUCGGCAGCCAGAUCGUCAAGCAACUCCUCCAACGGCCGGAAGUAUCCCGGGUCAUUUGCCUUGUCCGCGCCGAGAGCGACAGCCAGGCAAAGAAGCGCAUGAUUGACGCCUGCAACAAGGGCCAGUGGUGGCAGCCCGAGUUCGACACCCGCCUCGAAGCUUGGAGCGGCGACCUGGCCAAGCCGCAUCUGGGACUCGACGAUGCCCGGUGGGCUCGCAUCACCGGCGGUGAAGUCGACGCAAUCAUCCACAACGGCGCCGUCGUCCACUGGCACGUCGGCUACCGUGAUAUCAGCGACGUCAACGUGGGCAGCACCGUGGACCUGCUCUCAGCGCUUUCAGCCGCCCCAGUGCCUCCGCGCCUCGCCUUCGUCACCGGCGGCUACUUGGCCGGUGUACACGAGUCUGACGAUGAUAUCCUAGACCUUCUCUCUGACGCCGACGCCGACGGCUACUCUCAAACCAAGUUCGUGGCGGAGCUGCUCGUCCGCCGCCACGGGGAGCGGCUGCGGCGUGCUCGUCCCGGAUCGCCGGCCCCCGUCGUCAUCAAGCCGGGCCUCAUCAUCGGCGACGUCGAGCACGGCGUCUCCAACCUCGACGACUUCCUGUGGCGUGUGGUGGCCUCGGCCGUCCGCAUCGGCGGGUUCAACGUCCAGGAAGCCGACGAUCCUGACGCGUGGCUUAUUGUCGCCGGCAGCGACCAGAUUGCCUCUGCUACUGUCGACGCCUGCCUACUGCCAGCCUCUACCGCCGCCGCCGGACCGUCGUCUGUCCGCUUCGUGGAUGGUGUCAGCGUGAAAGCCCUCUGGAGGCUUCUGAUCGACGAGUUCGGCUUUCCCCUCCGUCCCAUGGCCCGCCAGGAAUGGCUCCGGCGCCUCGAGGAGGACAUGGACAACGAGGGGCCCAGUCACCCUCUCUUCCCGGUAUUCGGCUUCCUCCAGCAGAAGCAAGGCUCCAUUGGAAUGCCGCGGAUGACGGACGGGGAGCCCGUGUUUUCUCAGGAGGAAACGUUGCUUCGCCUGAGACGGAGUAUCAGGUAUCUCAAGGACAUCGGCUUGUUUGCAGCUUCUGACGGACGCGGCCCCAACGCCACCCCGGCCUUCCACUCUGUCUUCCGCCGGCUCGGUCUCAAGUCGGCAAAGACAGCCUUCUUUUAGAUUCCCAAAGUAACUACAGAAUGGGAUUAACCGUGCGUGUGUGUAGUGUUGAUUUCGGUACAAGUCAGAGAGUUGUGUUAGACCACAUGCGUUUGCAUCAAUCGUUG
Ilyonectria robusta is the source of this 26004-nucleotide messenger RNA. RefSeq lists its product as uncharacterized. Lineage: Eukaryota; Fungi; Ascomycota; Sordariomycetes; Hypocreales; Nectriaceae. The transcript is spliced from 4 exons. Gene Ontology annotation, cellular component: cytoplasm. Gene Ontology annotation, biological process: amino acid activation for nonribosomal peptide biosynthetic process; secondary metabolite biosynthetic process. Gene Ontology annotation, molecular function: catalytic activity; phosphopantetheine binding. The record is from RefSeq and is a predicted model, not a curated record. The coding region runs from base 35 to 25897 and encodes 8620 amino acids.